Molecule: messenger RNA, 237 nt
Organism: Ostertagia ostertagi
Lineage: Eukaryota; Metazoa; Nematoda; Chromadorea; Rhabditida; Trichostrongylidae
Source: the annotation of a GenBank genome assembly
AUGAAAGCGAUGAAUUCAACUGGAUAUACCGUGAUGGAUGAUAAGCAGUUAGAACUGGUAUACGGUGCUGGCUCACCGUACGCUAACUCCACUACAUAUGAAAGGCUUCGCAAAGUUCCUGCAAAAGAGAUUCCGCAGGUCAUAGAGCGUACAAUCAAGGAUGUGGCGAACGAGGUGAUAGCGUUCAAAGCCCGACGGGAGAAGGACAUUGUGCUGUCUCCCAUUGUUCUGACGACG